Cryptomeria japonica (Japanese cedar) is the source of this 456-nucleotide messenger RNA. Its product is annotated as heavy metal-associated isoprenylated plant protein 39-like. Gene Ontology annotation, molecular function: metal ion binding. The transcript is spliced from 3 exons. Lineage: Eukaryota; Viridiplantae; Streptophyta; Pinopsida; Cupressales; Cupressaceae. The coding region runs from base 70 to 417 and encodes 115 amino acids. The record is from RefSeq and is a predicted model, not a curated record.
CUGCAAUUGUAAAUAUAAGUCAGGAUUUAGUAUACACAAUCUAUACAUAGAUUUACUGAAGCUGCUGCUAUGAAGAAGAGUACAGUGAUUAAUGUGGAUAUCUGUUGUUGCAAAUGCAAACAGAAAGUUAUGAUGACUGCUGCAAAAUUUCAAGGAGUAGACUCCAUUGAAGCUGAUGGAUCGAAGAACACUCUAACUGUUGUUGGGGAAGUGGAUCCUGUGAAAAUUAUUAAUAAAAUGAGAAAGUGCAAGAAUAUAGAAGCAGAAAUAAUAAGCGUUGGGCCUGCUAUAAAAAUCAAAGAGAAAAAGAAGGAAGAUAAGGUGGAGGAAAAUCUUCCAAAAUGCUGCCCAAAUUGUUAUGUUUGGCAUGUCUAUGAUACAGAAGGAAUCGAUUCCAAUCCAUGUUCUAUAAUGUAGAGUAAUUAAUCAACGUGAUUUAAAAAUAAAUGUUGUUGU